Capronia coronata CBS 617.96 is the source of this 1161-nucleotide messenger RNA. RefSeq lists its product as uncharacterized. Lineage: Eukaryota; Fungi; Ascomycota; Eurotiomycetes; Chaetothyriales; Herpotrichiellaceae. The record is from RefSeq and is a predicted model, not a curated record. Gene Ontology annotation, biological process: secondary metabolic process. The coding region runs from base 1 to 1161 and encodes 386 amino acids. The transcript has a single exon. Gene Ontology annotation, cellular component: cytoplasm; cytosol. Gene Ontology annotation, molecular function: hydrolase activity; carboxy-lyase activity.
AUGUCUCCAGGUUACCCCAUCGUCGACAUACAUACGCACAUGUACCCGCCGUCGUACAUCAAGCUUCUGGCCUCGCGUACCACGGUCCCCUACAUCCACCAGCCGACCGAAUCCCCCGGCGCGGACCCCAGAUUGAUCAUCCUCGCGUCCGACGACGACCCCGGCCGGCCCAAGUCGGCGCGCGGCCGCCCCGUCGACAGCACGUACAGCUCGUUUGACGAGAAGCGGCGGUUCAUGAGCGCCCACGGCAUCACCUGCAGCGUCAUCAGCCUGGCGAACCCGUGGCUGGACUUCCUCGAUCCGGAGUCGGCGCUGGCCACGGCCCAGGAAAUCAACGACGACCUUGAUAAGGCGUGUGGCGAGAAUAACGCUCAAGCAUCAUCAUCAUCAUCAAGCGAUUCUAAAUUGAAGCUCUACGCUUUCGGCUGCUUGCCUCUGUCGGCGCCUUUGAAGGAUAUCGUCACUGAGAUCCACCGCCUCAAGACCCUGCCUCAGGUCAAAGGCGUCAUCAUGGGCACGACGGGCCUGGGAAGCGGUCUGGAUGACCCGAAACUCGAGGAGGUCUAUUCUGCGCUGGCUGCCACCCACACGCUCGUCUUCGUGCAUCCGCACUAUGGUCUUCCCGACUCGGCUUUUGGUGGGCCCGAGACCAUUGCGAAGUCCGGACAUGUGCUGCCGCUUGCCUUGGGCUUCCCCUUGGAAACCACCAUCGCUAUGGCGAGAAUGUAUCUCGCCGGAGUGUUUGACCGACACCCCGACCUUCAGUUUCUCUUGGCCCAUUCGGGCGGGACUCUACCUUUUUUGGCCGGCCGGAUAGAGUCCUGCGUGGCGCAUGAGCGGGAAUUUAUCGCCAACGGUGGUCACAGGCAAGGUCCGAAACGGUCGAUAUGGGACGUCCUUCAUACCAAUAUCUACCUCGACGCUGUCAUCUACGGCCAACCCGGGCUGAAGGCCGCCAUCGAAGCGGCGGGCAGUGUGGACCGCGUCAUGUUUGGAACAGAUCACCCUUUCUUCCCUCCGCUAGGCGAUGACCAGGAUAGUAAGUGGCUGAGCGUGGAAAGCAACAAAACCGCCAUCGAUGGAUGCUUAGCACAAGAUGAAGAUGCUAAGCGGAAAAUAUUGGGCGGGAAUGCCGUGAGGGUGCUUGGCUUGGAGCUCUGA